AUGGCCGAUUCUAACAAACCUCAUUUCUAUCUUCCCACCGUUCACGACAGCACAAGUGGCUGGGGACCUGCUACAAAUGUCAUCCCCGAGCAAUUCCGUGACAUCCCUUAUGCUCCUUAUAGUAAAGCUGAUAAGUUGGGACGUGUUGCUGAAUGGACUAACCCCGAUGGUCAAAAGCAAGAUAACAGAGAAGCCACUACUGGUCGUCAAGGCAGAGCUGGUUUUAACCGUUACAACAGAGAUCAAUAUCAAGCUUACGGUGCUUCUUUCGCCUCCGCUUUCGCCUACUUCCACAACGAAGAUGAAUCUUCUUUCUCCGUUGUCGAUAACAGAACUGCAGGUACCAAGAAGCAAGCCAUGAAGUCAGUCGCUGGUAAUGUUCGUGCUGGUCGACCUCAAACGAACAAAGGACAACGUCCCGCUGGUCGUUACCAACAGCAAGGUAGACGUAGAUAUGGUUACAAUGCGUAUGAGAAGCCUCAACGUGUUCGUAACGCCUCUAUUAACAUUGGUGCCGAUUGGAAGGUUUUGGACGAAAUUGAAUUCAACCGUUUGAGUAAAUUGAGCUUCAACAUUCCUGAAGCCAAGGAUUUGGAUUCAUAUGGUUUUGUGAACGUAUACAACAAGCAAUAUGAUCGUGUCAACACUAAGAAUGAAAAGAUGCUUACACAAAUCGACCGCAUCAAAUACGAUACUACUACAUCCGAAGAUCCCGUCAUUCAGCAAUACAUUUUGGACAAUAAGGCUACUGUUUUUGCCACAGAUGCCGUCCUUUCCCUCUUAAUGUGUGCUACUCGUACAGUUUAUCCUUGGGAUAUUGUCGUUAAGAAGAGAGCUGAUGGUAAAGUCAUCUUAGACAAACGUGCCGGCGGUGUCUUUGAUUUUGUUACUGUCAAUGAAAACUCCUACGAUCCUCCUGCCGAAAAUGAUAAAGAUCAAUUGAACUCCUGGUCCGCUCUUUGUAAUGAAGCUACAUAUAUUAAUCAAAACUUCUCUCGUCAAGUGCUUCAAAAGGAUACCAUCAAAUUUGAGCAUCCCAAUCCUUUUGCUUCCCCGGACACUGAAAGUGAAUUAGCUUCGUGCGGUUACCGUUACAGAGCUUAUAAUUUAAGCAAUGCUACUAGCAGCAGUGAUGAGGAAGUGCCCGAAGAUGAAAGAAUUAACUUGAUUGUUCGUACUGAAGUCGAUGCUGCUGUUAAGACCGCUAACGGUACCAACUAUGUCACUAUCCGUGCUUUGAACGAAUUUGAUCCCAACGCACAAGGUGCUGGCGGUGCUCUUCCUUGGAAGAAAAAUCUGGAUGCUGCCCGUGGUGCGGUGGUGGCCACUGAAAUGAGAAAUAAUGCCGCUAAAUUGGCGCGCUGGGCUGUGCAAGCCAUUUUGGCUGGUGCCGAACAACUUAAAUUGGGUUAUGUCGCUCGUUAUAAUUCUAAGGAAAACACUCGCCAUGUUAUUUUAGGUACUCAAGCUUAUAAGCCUCGUGAUUUCGCCACUCAAAUGAACUUGUCUCUGGCCAAUGGUUGGGGUAUUGUGAAGGCUGUUGUAGAUAUGUGUUUACAAUUACCUGAAGGUACUUACGUUAUGAUGAAGGAUCCUAACAGACCUUACCUUCGUGUCUAUGCCAUUCCUUCUGAAGAUGACUUAAAGGAUGAUUAUGAUGAAGAUGAUGAAGAAGGUGAAGACGAUGCUGAAGGUUCCAAACAAGCUUAA
This is a messenger RNA of Mycotypha africana, 1710 nucleotides long. Its product is annotated as eukaryotic translation initiation factor 3 subunit D. The record is from RefSeq and is a predicted model, not a curated record. Gene Ontology annotation, molecular function: translation initiation factor activity. The transcript is spliced from 3 exons. The coding region runs from base 1 to 1710 and encodes 569 amino acids. Gene Ontology annotation, cellular component: eukaryotic translation initiation factor 3 complex; cytoplasm. Gene Ontology annotation, biological process: translational initiation. NCBI's taxonomy places the organism in Eukaryota, Fungi, Mucoromycota, Mucoromycetes, Mucorales, Mycotyphaceae.